ACCAAGGGAGACUCAAACCAACAACAAACCACAGACAAUGGAGGCACCGACAACAAUAAUAAUAAUAAUAACAACAAUGAAAGCCCAUCCACAAGCCCUCCGGCCAGCAAGCCUCCACCACCCUCAACUACAUCUCCUCCAUCAACAACAAAACCCACAAAGCCCGGGCCUAUCGGGCCCGUGCUGGGGAGGCCAAUGGAGGACAUAAAAGCGUCAUAUAGUCUGGGUAAGGAGCUAGGUAGAGGCAUGUUUGGGGUAACAUAUUUAUGCACCCACAAGGCAACAGGAAAACAAUUUGCAUGCAAAACAAUUGCGAAGAGGAAGCUAGUGAAUAAGGAGGAUAUAGAGGACGUUAGAAGGGAGGUGCAGAUCUUGUACCACCUGUCAGGGCAGCCUAACAUCGUAGAGCUGAAAGGUGCCUAUGAGGACAAACAAUCUGUUCAUUUAGUGAUGGAAUUGUGUGCGGGUGGUGAACUCUUUGAUCGUAUCAUUGCCAAGGGCCACUAUACGGAGCGUGCCGCUGCUACCUUGUUAAGAACCAUUAUGGAGAUUGUCCACACUUUUCACUCUCUUGGUGUCAUUCAUAGAGAUCUCAAGCCUGAGAAUUUCCUCUUGUUGAGCAAGGACGAAGAUGCUCCCCUUAAAGCCACGGAUUUUGGUUUAUCCGUUUUUUACAAGCAAGGAGAUGUUUUCAAAGACAUUGUUGGUAGUGCAUACUACAUUGCACCUGAAGUAUUGAAAAGGAAAUAUGGUCCAGAGGUUGAUAUAUGGAGUGUUGGUGUUAUGCUAUACAUUCUUUUAUGUGGAGUUCCUCCAUUUUGGGCAGAAUCUGAACAUGGCAUAUUCAAUGCCAUCCUAAGAGGUCACGUUGACUUUUCAAGCGAUCCAUGGCCUUCAAUUUCACCAUCAGCAAAAGAUCUUGUACGAAAAAUGUUGAAUUCAGAUCCUAAACAAAGGCUUACAGCUUAUGAAGUUUUGAAUCAUCCUUGGGUUAAGGAAGAUGGAGAAGCACCAGAUAAGCCUAUUGAUAAUGCUGUGCUAAGUAGGCUCAAACAAUUCAAAGCAAUGAAUGAAUUCAAGAAAGUUGCUUUAAGGGUUAUUGCAGGAUGUUUAUCAGAAGAAGAAAUUAUGGGGUUAAAGGAAAUGUUUAAGGGAAUGGACACUGAUAAUAGUGGAACCAUUACAAUUGAAGAACUUAAGCAGGGGCUUGCAAAGCAAGGGACAAAGCUAUCAGAACAAGAAGUUCAACAAUUACUGGAUGCAGCAGAUGCUGAUGGAAAUGGUACCAUAGACUAUGAUGAAUUCAUCACAGCAACAGUGCACGUGAACAGAAUGAACAGAGAAGAACAUCUUUAUAAAGCCUUCCAAUACUUUGAUAAAGAUAAUAGCGGGUAA
Messenger RNA from Arachis duranensis, 1395 nucleotides. Its product is annotated as calcium-dependent protein kinase 17. The record is from RefSeq and is a predicted model, not a curated record. The transcript is spliced from 6 exons. The coding region runs from base 196 to 1395 and encodes 399 amino acids. NCBI's taxonomy places the organism in Eukaryota, Viridiplantae, Streptophyta, Magnoliopsida, Fabales, Fabaceae. Gene Ontology annotation, biological process: protein autophosphorylation; peptidyl-serine phosphorylation; intracellular signal transduction. Gene Ontology annotation, cellular component: nucleus; cytoplasm. Gene Ontology annotation, molecular function: calcium ion binding; ATP binding; calcium-dependent protein serine/threonine kinase activity.